Xenopus laevis (African clawed frog) is the source of this 2057-nucleotide messenger RNA. Its product is annotated as cAMP-dependent protein kinase type 1-like. Lineage: Eukaryota; Metazoa; Chordata; Amphibia; Anura; Pipidae. The record is from RefSeq and is a predicted model, not a curated record. The transcript is spliced from 10 exons. Bases 93 to 1742 code for a protein of 549 amino acids.
AGGAGUUUUAGGCUAGCGAGAGCUAAAUUAAUACAAAUUGUGAUUAAAAAUAAAAAAAAACGUUUAGGAGGUAUAGUAUAGGCGUAGAGGACAUGGAUUUGAGUGAGAAAAGGAAUGAGAGUCCGGCUGGACAGGUAGGAAAUGUAGUGAAAAGCUGCAUUGAAGAGAGGACCAACAAGGAUUGGAUCAGGGAUUCAGGAGAAACUAAAACAGAUGCAGAAUUUUCCAAAAAAAGCUGCAUUAAUACACAGACAAGUCAAGAUAGGAGAAGAAGUGGUGAGAAACAGACAGAACACAAAGAGAAAACCAUUAAAAGGAGAAGAAAUGAAGACAAACAUAUUCAAAAAGAAAGCCAGGCAGAGAAGACCAGUAAAGAUGGGAGUAUUGAAAGGAGAAAAUUGGAAGAAGGACAGAAAGUAAAGGAAAACCAGGCAGAGAAGACCAGCGAAGAUGAGAGGAUUAAAAGUAGAGGAUUCGAAGAAGGACAGAUAGAAAAGGAAAGCCAAGCUGAGAAGAAGAGCAGUAAGGAUGCAAGGAUUAAAAGGAGAAGAGUUGAAGAAACACCGUUACAAAUGGAAAACCUUGCAUACAAGAAGACCAGUGAGCAUGAGAGCUAUAAAAUUAUACUGCUUGAGAAACAGAAGAAAAAAAUCACAGAAGAAAACACUAAAGGAACAAAUAUAGAGCAAAAGGAAGAGAGGAAUAAAAGAUCAAGAGCAGAAGACCCCUUAGAAAGUGGAAGCAUACAGAAGAGACCCUGUCUGGACAUUGAAAGACCUGCUCCCCUGGAUAUUAACAGCUACAACUUCCACACUAUACUUGGACGAGGAGGCUUUGGCUGGGUGAUGUUGGCUUCUUUUAGGCCAAAUAAACAACUCGUGGCAAUGAAGAUCUUGAAGAAGAAGUCUGAGAAGAACGACUGCCAUGCCAUCGCUAAAGAGGCCCGCCUACUGAAGAUCAGCAGAGAAUGUGCAUUUUUAUGCCAUUCUUAUGCAGUUUUUCAGUCAGAGCUGGAAUCCUUCUUUGUCAUGGAAUAUGCCAGUGGGAAUUCUUUAUGGGAAAUGAUUCUGCGUGAACGAAAGCUACCAACAUCAAGAAUCAUGUUCUACACAGCAGAGAUGGUGGUUGCCCUCCAGUUCCUGCAUUCCAAGGGAAUCAUUCAUCGUGAUCUCAAGCCGGAAAACAUACUGAUUGAUAAAGAUGGCCAUAUAAAGAUCUGCGACUUCGGCAUUGCGGAAGAGAACAUCAUUGGCCAGAGGACGGCCCACGGCUUAGCAGGAACCCCUGGAUACCGGGCACCAGAGAUUCUAUUAAAUGAGGACUACAAUGCAGCUGUGGAUUGGUGGUCUUUUGGGGUUACAAUGUACAAAAUGGCCACAGGAGUCAUGCCGUUUUCAGCAUCAGGCAGCAUUCAAAAACAGCUUUAUACAAUUAUUAUGAAACCACCAAAUUACCCAUGUGAUAUGAACGAGGAAAUGCUGGACCUCCUGCCUAAGCUUUUGGAGAUUGAUGAGACUGAACGGAUUGGACUGAAUGGUAACAUCAGGGAGCAUGCUUUCUACAGCAACAUCAACUGGGAAGAUCUGGAGAACCGAAGACUGGAGACCCCUUUUCAGCCAGGAAUGCCACCUCUAGACGACGUCGAGGAAUAUCCAAUGACUUUCUCCCCUCAAAGUUCCAAUGAAAGAAACAAUCUGAAAGAUUUCUCCGAAGUGGAUCCCAACUGGAAUUGGCAGGAGUAAGGCAUUACCCCUGUUCUAACAUGGGACACCAUCUUUAGUUGCUGCCUGUAACAACCUGAGGCCCUUAACAUUGUAACAUCUAUGGCAAGCUCCACCCCUAAACAACCAAUCCACCUGUAUUGCCAAACCUAAACCAUCUCCUGUAAAUAUCACCUGGUUUUACCAUCAACACCAGCACCAGACGGGAUCUUUGACUGUAGCUUCUAAAGGAAGGAAAAUAGAAAGGUACAGGGGUGAGUUUACAUCUUGAAUGAAGAUUAAUAAAUUAAACCAGUUAAACCCCACCCCCAAACUUCUGCCUCCCUCCUAUUCCCU